Messenger RNA from Fibroporia radiculosa, 1077 nucleotides. RefSeq lists its product as uncharacterized. Gene Ontology annotation, molecular function: pentosyltransferase activity. The transcript has a single exon. The record is from RefSeq and is a predicted model, not a curated record. Lineage: Eukaryota; Fungi; Basidiomycota; Agaricomycetes; Polyporales; Fibroporiaceae. The coding region runs from base 1 to 1077 and encodes 358 amino acids.
AUGGCUGGAGGGACAAGUGUACAGGCGCGUCGUGCUUUUUCACAGACCUUGAUGGAAGACCUCGAGAGCAGUGAUUCAGAGCAGCUGAAGCCCCUCCGUAAGCUGAACGAUGGCGUCGCUGGCUAUGUCUUCGACCUAGUACCUCUUCGAGCCACUCGCGUUGUGCCGAUGAAAGAUACAUCUGAGGUACUGUCCGACCAGGCACACGGAGCUCUCAAUUCCAUCAUGCCUAGUCCCGAUGACCAUAGCCAUGCCGACGACACUGCCCGGUUGACCACCCUACUCCAAGCUUCCCUCGACUGUCUCUCCCCAAACACACUUCGGAUCGUCAAUUCAGCUAGGUCCCCUCACGAGAUCUUGCGCCUGAUACGUGAUGUUGGGAUUGACGUAUUCGAUGCUCACUGGGCGCAACGCGCUGCGGACAUCGGCAUUGUCCUAGACUUUCGCUUUCCGGUGCCGGAGAACCCGUCUGUUGCUUCGACAAACUGUCCAGGGCCUCGAACUCGGCAUAACGGCAAAUUGGACUUGGGGCAUAACUUGUACGACGCACAAUAUGCGCAUGAUCACUCACGACUCGCGUCCAGCUUUCUCGAUGCGUUCUCUCACCAGGGGGGAUUUGUCAACAAUGAAAUUUCCGGAGUUAGGGUAUGCCCGUGUGCAGCCUGUUCUCCUGCGCGACCAGCAGACCAUCUGCGACAUAGUUCUGUGGAUCGUCUGUCAUUCCCCAUUGAACCCGAGAAUUCAAAAACAAAUUUAGUACAGCCGCCUCUCAAGCGAUCAUAUCUCCACCAUCUUCUGCAUACCCAUGAAAUGUCAGCACACUCUCUGCUGGUGAUGCAUAAUCUCUCCGUGUUGGACGCGUUCUUCGAUGGGGUGCGGAAGGUCAUCGCCGAUGUCCAUAGGGAUUAUGAACAAGAAGUAGAGAGGUUCUUGAAUAUGUACGACGAAGACAUGACUGUGUGUGACGAGGCGAAACUGUUAUGGGCCCAGGUCGAGCGUGCAAGGGGGAAAGGGCGGCUUACUAGAGAGAAAAUCAAACAAGCUGAAUCUAGCCUUGGCACGUCGGUGGAAUUAUAG